AUGGGUAGUGGGCCGAUUGCCAUAAUUGGUUUGAGUUGUAGGUUCUCGGGUGACGCAACAAGUCCAACAAAACUAUGGGCGUUGCUUGAAGAAGGGCGGAGUACGUGGAGUGAGAUUCCACUAUCACGGUUCAAUCCCAAGGGGACCUAUCACCCAAACGGCGAGAAAUUGAGCACUUCACAUAUUCGCGGUGGCCAUUUCUUGAGAGAACAUUUGGCACUCUUCGAUGCUGCUUUCUUCAACUUUUCCACUGAAACUGCUUCGACGUUAGACCCUCAAUUCAGGCUUCAAUUGGAGUCUGUAUAUGAAGCACUCGAGAAUGCUGGCCUUCCCCUACUGCAAAUUGCAGGCUCCAAUACCUCAGUUUUCGCUGGUACAUUCUUCCAUGACUAUCGAGAUGGCCUGAUCCGUGAUGAAGAUAAUCUACCAAGGUCCUUUAUUACUGGGAUUGGCUCUGCCAUGGCAUCCAAUCGAAUAUCCCACUUUUUUGAUCUUCGAGGGGCGAGCAUGACGAUUGACACCGGGUGUUCAACGACGCUUGUAGCGCUUCACCAGGCGGUAGAAAACCUAAGAAGCAGAGGGAGCGAUAUGAGCAUACUUAGCUUCCUCUCGCCCGAUGGCAAGUGUUUUGCCUUUGAUGAGCGAGCUAAUGGUUAUGGGCGUGGAGAGGGCGUGGCCACUGUGGUUAUUAAACGCCUUGAAGACGCCCUCAUGGCUAAUGAUCCAAUUCGGGCUAUUAUUCGAGAGUCGGUCCUCAACCAAGACGGUAAAACUGAAACCCUCACAUCCCCCAGCCAGAAAGCACAAGAAGCUCUCAUGCGAGCUUGUUACGCUAAAGCUGGCCUUGAACCCUUCCAUACACAGUAUUUUGAGGCACACGGAACAGGUACUGCCACUGGUGAUCCAAUUGAAGUGGGUGCUAUUGCGUCAGUAUUUCAGAGUCAUAGACGAAAUGAGACUGAUGCCCUACGCAUUGGCUCUAUCAAAUCAAAUAUCGGCCAUACUGAGGCUACCAGUGGACUGGCUAGUGUCAUUAAGGUUGUGUUAGCUAUGGAAAACGGCAUGCUUCCACCGUCAAUCAACUUUGAGAAACCCAAUCCUCAGUUAGCCUUGGACGAUCGGCGACUAAAGGUGGUUACCGAAUUAGAACAAUGGCCAACAGCUUCUAGUCAGACUAUGCGAGCGUCAGUGAAUAAUUUCGGCUAUGGAGGUUCCAACGCCCAUAUCAUUAUGGAAGAUGCCAAUGGGUUCACACGAGAUGGCAUUGUCAACGGCCACGCCAAUGGUGUUAACCUUCAUACCUCUGAGCCCAACGGCAAUGGGUAUCAGCUUCUGGUCAUCAGUGCCAAAGACGAACAUACACAUGAGAAAAUUAUCACUAGGAUGAUAGAAUUCCUUCGCCAAAGACCACAGUGUAGUUCUAAGGAUACCGAGAGUUUCCUUCGAAGCUUGAUAUAUACUUUGGGCCAACGUCGUAGCAUGUUUCCCUGGAUAUCCGCAUACCCCAUCCCAAUAACUGAAAAUAUUGAAGGAGUUACUGGUAUCUUGGAAACGGCCAGAUUUAAGCCAUCUCGGGUGUCUCAAUGCCCACGUAUCGGUAUGGUCUUUACUGGCCAGGGGGCACAAUGGUUUGCCAUGGGUAGAGAAUUGAUUGCAGCGUACCCUUUGUUCAAACUAUCCCUUAAGGAAGCUGAUAGCUAUCUAAGAGAACUUGGGGCGGACUGGUCGCUAAUGGAAGAACUUGGUCGUGACACAACUUCAAGCCGGGUCAACCAGACCGCCUUUAGUAUACCUAUCUGUGCUGCGGUGCAGAUCUCGCUGGUCCGACUGUUGGAAAGCUGGGGAGUAACGCCGGCAGCAGUAACCAGCCACUCAAGCGGGGAGAUUGCUGCUGCAUAUGCGGUAGGCGCCAUCAGCCUCAGAUACGCCAUGGGCAUUGCGUUUUAUAGAAGCAGACUAGCCGCUGAAAUAGCCCUAGACGGCGAUAUCAGGGGAGGAAUGCUAGCUGUCGGCCUUGGCCAUCUGGAUGUGAAGCGACAUCUUGAGCAGCUGACUUGCAAUGCUCUAGCAGUGGUAGCCUGCAUCAAUAGUCCUUUUAACACGACGGUAGCGGGUGAUAUUACAGCGAUUGAAGAACUCGAGUUGUUGCUCAAAUCUCAGGAUGUCUUUGCUCGUCGACUUCGAGUGGGCACUGCGUAUCAUUCUCACCACAUGGAGCCCAUCGCAGACAAGUAUCGCCAGGCACUCAGUAACAUGCCGAAAGAAGAACCCAAGAUAAAACGUCUAGGAGAAAUCGCUUUUGCAUCGCCCGUCACUGGCUACCGUCUUACAAAUGCCCAAGCACUUGUCGACCCAGAACACUGGGUUGGUAGUUUAAUGCAACCCGUUCAGUUCGUUGAUGCCUUCAUCGAGAUGGUUCUGGGGGACAUGUCUGACGACGUGCAUAGUCAAAGUGUAGACAUUAUUGUUGAAAUUGGCCCACAUACUGCCCUAGGGGGCCCUAUUCAAGAAAUACUCACCAUGGAAGAAUUUGACGGAAUCCGGCUGCCAUAUUAUGGUAGCCUCGUGAGACAUACUCACGCAGUUGAAAGCUUCCAGAAACUAGCAGCAAACUUGCUAAAGGAGGGCUGUCCACUCAAAAUUGACGCCAUCAACUUCCCUCAAGGGAGAAGCAAGAGCGUCCGUGUCUUGACAGAUCUCCCUUCGUACCCAUGGAACCAUCAGACAAGGCACUGGCUCGAACCACGGCUCAACUUGGGACUUCGCCAAAGGGACCAACAUCCCCACGAGCUACUUGGAUCCCUAAUCCCAGGAUGCAAUCCUGAAGCACCUGUAUGGCGACAAAUACUGCGUUCUUCUGAAGCUCGUUGGGUUCAAGACCACGUUAUCCAGUCCAAAAUGCUCUAUCCUGGCUGUGGAUUUGUUUGUUUGGCUAUUGAAGCGAUCAAACAACAAAUGGACAUUACCAAACCACAGGAAGGCUCUGGGGUAUCUGGUUACCAUAUUAAAGAAAUGAAUGUGCAGCAGGCACUCGUUAUCCCAGAAAGCACUGAAGGAAUUGAAUUACAAACCUCUCUGCGCCCUGUAAAUGGCAAUUCGGUUGGCUUGCAAGACUGGAAAGAGUUUGAGAUUCAUUCAAUUACUCCAGAAAAUAGAUGGAUGCUCCAUGCAAGAGGUCUUGUUAUGAUUGAGUUUGACAACAUAGAGAGCACCAUCUCUUCAUUUGGUCAGGAGGUACGAUACAUACGACCAGUUAACGCCAUUGAUAUGUGGACUACCCUAGAAUCACUGGGUAUUAAGUAUGGCCCGACAUUUAGGAACAUUAGCAACAUCCGUCAAUCCAUGGCCGACCUGCAAGCAACAAGCAUUAUCACAAUACCUGACACGUCUGCGCCCAAUGACCUACCUCCUAACCACAUCAUUCAUCCCGCCACGCUUGAUGCUGUUGCCCAAGCUGCUUUUACAGCUCUUCCCGGAGCUGGCUUCCACCAGGAUAGUCCUCGGGUUUUCCAGUCAAUUAGCAAACUCUGGAUUUCGAGUAGAAUAAACCAUCAGGCAGGCCAUGAGUUCAAAUGCCACACGACACUCGAUUAUGCUGAUGUACAAGGUAUAAGGGCUACUGUUGUACUCGUUGAUCAAGGCAAGCGUGUGAUUGAAGUGCAUGGGCUGAAGCUUCGCUCGCUGGGUGAAAGUGGAACUCAACCAUUGCCAGGGCUCUGCACCAAAAUAACUUGGGAGCGUGAUAAUGAUUUAAAUCUUCACUCAGAUGUAGUUUUGCAAAUGGGCGAAAACGAGGACCUCAAAAAACUGUCCUUAUGUUUCAUGAAAGAUGUCUUGACUGAAAUUUCCCCAUCUGAAGCGGAUGGUCUUCAGGGCCAUUAUGGUGACGUUUAUUCUUGGAUAAAAGACAAACUGAAGCUUUCGACGCCAGAUACUAUACAGUCAGAUCGAGUUCGCCUCGCUGAGAGGGCAGCAGAAACAGGCAUGAGAGGCCAAUUGUUGUGCCGCGUAGGUCCAUGUUUAGCAGAUAUCCUCCGAGGCCAAACGGUUGCCCUAGAUAUUAUGAACGAUGGUAACCUCCUCGAGAAGUGGUCGCGGUCUUCCAACCAUAAUACUGAUAAUAUUGCGCAUGAAGCUGCUCUGCUUCGUCAGAUCGUGCACAAACGUCCCCAAGCGCGAGUCCUUGAACUUGGGUCACGGGUAGACGGCUUGACCCGUAUCUUUCUAGAAGCACUAAGCCCGCUCGGCUCCCUGUAUCACUUCACUAAUGCUUCCGACAAAGAUUUCAAAUAUGCUGAGCGGGAACUAGGGCCAUGGAGCCACAUUCUUCGGCUGGAUGCACUUGAUAUUGCCCAAGAACCAUCCACGCAAGGAUUCGAGCCGGGCAGUUAUGACGUUGUGAUCAUGUCUGGGAUGGCGCCACCCUCUACCCAAGCCUUGAGAAACAUACAAUCCCUGAUAAAGCCUGGCGCUUGCUAUGAGCUUUGUAGGGAGCUUAUUUUUAGCCUCCUUCCCGAGCGGUGGGAUGCUAAUUGCAGAGAUCAAAAUAUAUGUUUGGAUCUUGUUUCGUGGGAUAAGCUUCUCAAGGAUACGGGUUUCAGCGGUAUCAACAUUGCGGUGCCUGACUUCAGUGGUGUAGCCACAUACCAGACGAACACGAUGGUAUCAACAGUGCCGCUGGUUGACUUGGCCCAGUGUCUCCCCGAUGAUAUUAUCCUCGUCACUAGUAGCAAGGGAGGCAUACCCCCGCCACAAUGGCUUGAGGCUUUACAGCAUUCCAUUUCCAUAACGUAUUCAGGUAAAGUCCUCACAUAUAUCCCCGAGAUAUUUGCCCUAGAGGAUACACCAGCAGAUUUGUAUACUGGCAAGACCUGUGUUUUCGUAGGCGAAAUGAAUCAGCCUAUCCUCCGGGACAUAGACGCCACGACCUUUGAAGCUAUCAAGGCCAUGACAACUAGGUGCAAAGGGCUGCUUUGGGUAACCCGUGGUGGCUCCGUGAGCUGUGAAAAUCCAGACUCUGGCCUUGCAGCAGGGUUCCUUCGUACUGCAAGGAGUGAAUACCUUGGUCGAUCAUAUAUAACGCUAGAUCUCGACCCCUCUACAUAUUUAUGGUCUGAAGACAAUGUUAAAGCGAUUGUGCAAGUUCUCAAAGCGAGCUUUGACGGGUCCUCGACAGGCGAGUUUGAAUAUGCCAUUCGAGACGGCAUAUUUAAGAUACCCCGUCUUUUCAGUGACGGGCACCGUACCCAGCUUGUCUCACCCGUUGAUGCUACAGCAAGUGACGCAAUCAAGAUGGCACCUCUAUCUCAGGCCAAUAAAGCCUUGACAAUGAAUAUUGCUGUUCCUAAGCGACUUGACACCAUCUGCUUUACAGAAAAUGCAUCUCUCUCGGCCAGCAGUGAGUUAUCUCCUGAAACAGUCGAGAUCGAGCCCCAUGCCUAUGGUAUCAAUACUCGUGAUGUAAUGAUCGCCACCGGCCAGCUACGUGACGAUUGUAUGUUUAUGGGCCUCGAGUGCGCUGGUAUCAUCACCCAGGUGGGUGCCAAAGCUUCCAUGCAAGGGUAUUCUAUUGGGGAUAAGGCAUUUGGUGUCCUGCCGUGCGGAGGAAUCGGGAGUAUUGUUCGAACGCCUUGGACAAACAUCAUGCCAAUGCCUUCGAGCCUCAGCUUUGAAGAGGCUGCUUCACUCCCUUUGGCUUUUUGUACAGCAUAUAUUUGCCUUACCAGCCUAGUUCAUUUGGAACGUGGCCAGGCCAUCCUCGUCCAUGAGGCAGAAAGAAGUGUAGGGCAGGCGGCUCUGAUGGUGGCUAGAUAUAUAGGUGCAGAAGUCUAUGCUACAGUCAGAGCCCCCGAGAACAGCGAGAUGAUAAAUCGCAAAUUUGAUAUACCGGAAGCCCAUAUUUUUAGCAGUCGAAAUACUUCCUUUAUCGCUGGCGUGCUGAGUGCUACCGAUAGCCGCGGUGUCAACGUUGUCCUCAACUCCCUAUCAGGGCCGCUUAUCUUAGAGAAUAUCAAUGUACUCGCUCCAUUUGGCCACAUUAUUGACAUCAGCCAACGUGACUCCGAAACCAGAGGCUCACUGGAAAUGCCGCCCCCUAACCGGCCAGUUUCAAUAUCAACGUUCUCACUCCUUGCUCUCGCUCAGUACAGUCCAAGUCAGCUGCAUAGCGCUAUGGUUGAAAUUACUCAACUUAUUGGGAAAGACAAGAUUUCACCAGUCCAUCCUCUUACAUCCUACUCCAUCAAGGACAUUUCAGAGGCGUUCCGUCGUGUCCAGGAAGAGAAUCAUGUUGGAAAGGUUGUGUUGUCCAUUGGCCCAGAUAGUAUGGUCCCAGUACUACAACAGCUUCCCACAAUGAGAUUCUCACCGGAUGCAUCCUACCUCCUAGUUGGUGGUGUGGGAGGACUAGGUUGUUCUAUUGCACGGUGGAUGGCGGACCAAGGGGCCAAGAGUAUUAUCAUAUUAUCGAGGAGUGCCGGCAAAAGUGAGCAAGCCGCUGCACUUGUUAGCGAACUUAGCCAAGUAGGCUGUCAGGUCAAGGCUUUGAGCUGCGAUAUCUCACGAAAAGAUGAUUUGGCGUGUUCUCUUCGUGAAUGUCAAGACGAUGGAAUACCACCCAUUCGUGGCGUCAUACAAGGAGCCAUGGUUCUAAAAGACACCCUUCUCGAGCGAAUGACGCUUGCCGAUUUCCAAACCGCCAUAUACCCCAAAGUCCAUGGAACAUGGAACCUACACGCUCAAUUCGCGGAUCCAGGCUGUCUAGAUUUCUUCGUAAUGUUAUCUUCUGCUGUUGCUGUUGCGGGUAAUGCCGGUCAGGCCAACUAUGCUGCCGGAGGAUCUUACCAAGAUGCGCUUGCUCGCUGGCGAGUAUCCCAAGGCCUUCCUGGCGUCUCUAUCAAUCUCGGAGCCGUCAAGGAUAUCGGGGUUGCUGCCAAUACAGGUGUAUUGAGCCACCUACAGAGAGUAGGUUACUUCCCCAUCCACGAGGAGCAAGUGCUUUCCAUACUUGGUACCGCUAUACUUUACCCGUACGAGCCACAGGUUGUGGUCGGGCUGAACACCAGGCCCGGGUCCCACUGGGAUAUCGGAGGGGGAUCACAACUUGGACGUGAUAUGCGGUUUGCUGCUCUGAAGCCCCGUGAUCCCGAUAGCGCAGACGGCAAGAACCUGACCGGGAGUUCUAACUCACUCACUAGCAAGCUCGCAACGGCCAAGUCGUUGGAGGACGCUGCUGGCCACAUUGGCGAAGCUAUUGUGGAGAAAGUAUCCAGCAUUUUCAUAAUUCCUUCGAAUGAUAUCGACUUAACCAAUAAGCCUGCACAGUACGGUAUCGACUCCCUUGUCGCAGUUGAGCUCCGAAAUAUGCUCGUUCAGCAAGCAGCGGCAGAGGGCUUCUAUUAUCACGUGUCUGUUGACGACGUCCAAAUAUCCCGAUUUCUUCUUACUCCCUCUCUUCCUCAGCUUCAUCUUUGGUUCAGUGAGAAGAAGCCUGUGUGUACUCAACCAGGUCCCCGGUUAUCGACAUUAUAUCAACAAAAAGCCAGCUGCGUCGCCGGGGGCCUGGUUGAGUACGUUUUUUGUUCUAUUCCUACUCCCUUGACUUUGAAAACUGGUGUUAAGCCUCCUCUUAAAGUCAAUAUAUAUGAAUUUUUCUAG
This is a messenger RNA of Microsporum canis CBS 113480, 7656 nucleotides long. RefSeq names its product polyketide synthase. The record is from RefSeq and is a predicted model, not a curated record. Gene Ontology annotation, molecular function: fatty acid synthase activity; oxidoreductase activity. NCBI's taxonomy places the organism in Eukaryota, Fungi, Ascomycota, Eurotiomycetes, Onygenales, Arthrodermataceae. Bases 1 to 7656 code for a protein of 2551 amino acids. The transcript has 8 exons. Gene Ontology annotation, biological process: secondary metabolite biosynthetic process; fatty acid biosynthetic process.